Galendromus occidentalis (western predatory mite) is the source of this 1719-nucleotide messenger RNA. RefSeq names its product beta-hexosaminidase subunit alpha. The transcript is spliced from 12 exons. Gene Ontology annotation, cellular component: membrane; lysosome. Gene Ontology annotation, biological process: carbohydrate metabolic process; glycosaminoglycan metabolic process; ganglioside catabolic process. The record is from RefSeq and is a predicted model, not a curated record. The coding region runs from base 9 to 1577 and encodes 522 amino acids. Gene Ontology annotation, molecular function: beta-N-acetylhexosaminidase activity. Lineage: Eukaryota; Metazoa; Arthropoda; Arachnida; Mesostigmata; Phytoseiidae.
UCACCGCUAUGCUGUCGAACAGGUCUCAUCGACUCCUGGCGUUAGGGCUGACUUUAGCGUCUGUCGCCCAUGCCGGUAUACGCAAGUCAACUCCGGUGAUCGCGCGGGCCCCCGGCACUCCAUGGCCGCAGCCGCAAGUCCUCACGAAAGUGAACAAACUUUUCGAAAUCCAACCGCACAAUUUUUUCUUCCACGCAGACUCAAAAUGUGACAUAAUUCAAGAGGGAAUCAAUCGGUAUUGGAACCUGAUAUUCUCGCGCGACACCUCGGCUAAGCUCAAGAAAACCAAUCUCAUCAGUCUGCAAGCUCUGCACAUAAGAGUCGACAAUGACAUCAAUGACUGCGAAUACCCCCAAGAUGGCAUGAACGAGAAUUAUACGUUAAGCAUCCUCGGUAGCAAAGCCAUACUGGACGCUCCAUCCCCUUGGGGAGUUCUUCGCGGUCUCGAAACCUUCUCCCAACUCAUUUACGAAGAUGGGCAGUCCGGUGCGUAUCUGAUCAAUGCGACCCAAGUGCGAGAUUGGCCUCGUUUCGGAUUCCGCGGGAUACUUCUGGACACGGGUCGACACUUCCUCCCCAUGGGCGUUCUGAAGAAGAACUUGGAAGCCAUGGCCUUCAACAAAUUCAACGUUUUCCACUGGCACAUCGUGGACGAUCAAUCCUGGCCCCUCCAGCUGCGGAGAUUCACGAAUCUCACGGACGCGGCUUUCCAUCCGAAACUCGUUUACUCCCAAGAGAACAUCCGAGAAAUUAUCGAAUUCGCGCGGCUCAGAGGGAUCCGAGUUCUCCUGGAAAUUGACACCCCGGGUCAUUCGACGGCUUUAACAAAAAUUCUCCCGGAUGUUGCUACACCUUGCGAAGAAGGAGCGGCAACCCUGAACGUUGCUCGCGAUUCCACCUAUGAGGUGAUCCGUUCAAUCAUCGGAGAGCUCAAAGGACUCGUCGCCGACAAGUUUCUCCACCUUGGGAUGGACGAAGUGGACUAUACUUGCUGGAAGAACAGCUCUGAGAUAACUGACUUCAUGAAGCGAGAGAAUCUCAAAACCUAUCCACAAGUCGAACAAUUCUAUGUUCAGAAAACGUUGAAUAACGUUCGGAAACUUGGGACCAAGUACAUAAUUUGGCAGGAUCCAAUCAACAAUGGCGUCAAGCCGGCUCCCGAUGCUAUCGUGGGCGUUUGGUUGGAUCAUUAUGCGAGCAGGGAUGGCCCAAGGCACGGGUACAAGAUAAUUCUUUCCGCACCGUGGUACUUGAAUUACAUCAGCUAUGGAGAAGAUUGGCCGAAGUUCUACAGCACAGAACCGACAGAGUACCCUGCGGUCGAACCGGAAAAAGACCUGAUUAUCGGAGGUGAAGCUUGUAUGUGGGGCGAGUACGUGGACGCUACCAACGUUUUCCCGCGACUUUGGCCUCGAGCGUCAGCUGUCGCGGAACGGCUCUGGUCCGCGCAGGCUGUCAACAAUGUCGAUGAAGCCCGACCUCGUCUGCACGAACAGCGAUGCCGGAUGAUGGGACGCGGAAUUCCAGCCGAGCCGCUAUACAUCGGUACUUGCGGCGAAAUCGAUGCCGUCUACUGAUCGUCGACGUCGAUUGUCCGACUGAUGCGAACUCUUCGCCAUCAAUGAUCAAUAUUGCUCAGGGAAGCCUGGGGGCGGGAGAUUUUCCUCCAGUGACCAGAGCCUAUGGAAUAAAGGUGCUGAUUCCAGGGCACGACGACGA